Messenger RNA from Spodoptera frugiperda (fall armyworm), 357 nucleotides. Its product is annotated as small lysine-rich protein 1. Lineage: Eukaryota; Metazoa; Arthropoda; Insecta; Lepidoptera; Noctuidae. The transcript has a single exon. The record is from RefSeq and is a predicted model, not a curated record. Bases 39 to 263 code for a protein of 74 amino acids.
GCACACACGGAGCACCAAAAUAAACUCACUGAAACAACAUGGCUGGAAAACCAAAGAAAAAAGAAGAAGAAGAUGACGGGGACAGCAAAAAAGAAGAAAAGAAAACUAAAAAGAAGGGAAAAAAUAAAGGGAAAUGUAAUGUGGAUAUGCUGACAGAAGCUGCGAUGAAUAAUGUCUACUACGCCUGUCAUAAUGUUCAGGAGCUGCUUCAGGCGAGAGGAUUCCAUCCACCUGACUUUGUCAAGAAGAAAAAGAAGCGAUAGAGAUUUUUUUCCAGAAGAGAAGUUUAUGUUGUAGUGGUUAGAAGAUUCUUGAAGAAAUGUGGUGUAUUGUUAAUGUGCUAGAGUUGUGUAUACG